Messenger RNA from Prorocentrum cordatum, 1771 nucleotides. The record is from the annotation of a GenBank genome assembly. NCBI's taxonomy places the organism in Eukaryota, Dinophyceae, Prorocentrales, Prorocentraceae.
CGCUUGCGCGCCGAGACAUCUUGCAGCGUAUGCUCGGCGGCGGGCGCUUUCUGGCCAUACCGCUCCGGAAACGACAUGUUCCAUGUCUGGCCAUGCCGCUCUGGAGACGCUCUCUAGCCAUACCGCUUUCCGGCCAUACCGCGUGCUUGCAUGUUUACAGGAGGUCAUGGCCUCACCCACUUGGUCUUUGCAGGCCCAGACAGCUUGCCGCUGUGGUGGUUGGUUGGUUCGUUCUUUCAUGCCUGCCAUGACCACAGACGUCCGUCGAUAUGAGUGGUGUCAAUGCUCGCCCCGACCCCACAGGGGUCCAGACCCUCUCUCUGGCGGUACGCCUUCGUCCCCGACCGUUGCUAGACGGUGGCGGCCCCCAGGGUCCGAAGUCGAUGGAAAGCGCCGGGAUUGAAGAAGUCAUAUGCCGCGUCCAUUUCGUUCGCGUCGCAAGGGCUCUGUAUUGGAGCGGCGUUCACGGCCAACACAGGGUUCCAUAGCCCCGUUGGGUCACGGUAGGUCAUGGGGCCAACACGGGGUCACAUCAGCCUUGGUGGGCUCCCGAGGGCUCUCCCCGAGGGCUCCCGACAGGGCUCGCACAAGCUGCCCGCCAACACGGAUGCGUGAGCGCCGCAAUUUGGCAACGCCACAGAAUGGACGCGGGCACAUCGUUGGAGAUUUGGCACGCAGGCAAUGGCGCAGGCUCGCCGCCCAUCAUGCGACGACGGCAGGGCCGUCGAUCCUCGGGCCCUUCGCGCGCGAGCUGGAGGCGGACUCCGUGGAGCUGUGCCGCCGUGCGGCAGAGGGCACGUGCGCUGAGGGGCACUUUGAGCUCGCGCUCGUCGUCGCCACGGAGCCUCGGGAGGGCCCCCUUGACCGCGCCAUGCAGGUGCUCCGCACGAUGCCGCGGUUCGUGGCGCUGCCCCCGGACGACUGCUGGGACGGCGGCUCCGAGCAGGCCGCCCCGCGCUCCACGAUGCCGCGCUGGGAGCUCCCCGCCGCGAGCUGGGACGCCGACGCGUCCGUGGCGGCGGAGCUCCGCAGGCAGUGGGCCGGGGCCUACCUGGGCCCCGACGGCGAGCUCGACGGGGGCGCCCGCUCGCUCUGUCUGGACGUGGUCGCCCGCUGGCGUGCCCUGUGGGGGGCGGCCCGGUGCGCGGCCGGCUGCCGCGCCGCGGCGCUCUCGAGGACCUGCGUGACCCUGCGCCGGGACAGCCUGCGCGGCACGGAGUGGUGGUGCUUCCGGGUGCUGGGCGUGUCCUUGGCGCCGGAGGCGGGGGCCGUGUCGGUGGUCUCCAUGGAGUACUUCGAGAGGAAUCGCUGCUGGGGUGAGGCCAGGGGGAGGGGCCACGGAGGGCCGGGAGGCCGAGGGUGCGGUCAUGGGGUGCGCGGUGCUGCAGGCGUUGGGCGAAUGGUUGGGAGAGGAGCGCCGCGACCUGGGCAGUUCCCGCGGGCACUCGCCAGUGGACAAUGUACAUAGUCAGGUCGCUCUUGCUGCUCGGUCCACCUUUUCCUGCCCCCCGUGGUCGUUUAUUUUUAAGUUUUCGUCCAGAAUCCGCCUGUAGGGGGACGCGCCCGACCUAAACCUAAGAUCUUUCUACCAUCCCCGGUCAGAAUUCAGGUCACGCCGGCGAGUUUCGGCCGCCUGCGAUUCGAGCUCGCGGCGCCAGGCCCCCUGACGGUAUGGUCACCAACGGCAGUCGUGUUCGAUCGCGCCGCCAACUUUUUGGUCGCCGCGCGGGUUGCGACGUUCCCGGCAGUUGUCGCGGGCGCCAGCGGGACA